Messenger RNA from Exaiptasia diaphana, 2177 nucleotides. Its product is annotated as kelch-like protein 17. NCBI's taxonomy places the organism in Eukaryota, Metazoa, Cnidaria, Anthozoa, Actiniaria, Aiptasiidae. The record is from RefSeq and is a predicted model, not a curated record. The transcript has 2 exons. The coding region runs from base 145 to 1908 and encodes 587 amino acids. Gene Ontology annotation, molecular function: protein binding.
ACAAAAGAAAUUAGCUGUUAAGUAUAUUCAUACUAUUAACAAAAACAGCCAUCUCAAUAUAACAAAAGGUCUAAUGAAUAUAGUUUUUUGCUUAAAAAGACCAAAUUUGCCGUUUUUAUUAAGGUAGUCUAAGCAACUCGAAACAUGGGAACGGAAGAGGGAUCGAACGAUGUGGUAGACGACAUUUAUCGACGUAACCUAUACAGAAGCAUGGACGAGUUCAGAAAACAGGGGAUAUUGUGUGAUACGUGUCUUAUCGUCGAAGGAGUGAAAUUCUCAGCUCAUAAAAACAUCUUGGCGGCCAGYAGUCCKUAUUUUCUUGGUUUAUUUACAACUGAACUGAAAGAGAUCUCUGGUGAUAUUCAGACAGUUGAAUUGAAUGGAUUUGAARAAGAUAUGAUGGAGGAUUUACUUCAAUAUAUUUAUACUGGAAAGACGGCUUUUACGGAAGAUAACGUACRGAAGAUAGUGUUUGCGGCGGACUAUYUAUUGAUGAACGAUUUGAAAGCGAAAGGAAGUGAAUACAUGGAGAAAAACCUCACUGCUGAAAACUGUCUGUMUGUCCGUGCGUUCGCUGAGAAGUACAACUGUAAAGAGCUUUUGUUUAAAGCGGAAGACUUUAUAAUUGAUCGGUUUGUUGAUGUCUCAAAGUCCGAAGAGUUUCUCUUGCUUGAGGCUGAACAAGUACAACAGCUCAUUUCGUGUGAUGACCUCGAGAUURAGAACGAGGAGGAGGURUAYGAGAGYAUCGUGUCGUGGGUUAAACGCGAUAUCGAUUGUCGAAGGSAGUCUUUYCCGACUCUAUUCAAGUGCGUCCGACUUCCAUGCAUAAACAAAUACUACAUAGGUGAUACCAUAGAGAAAGAAGARCUAGUCAUGAGCAGUCUUGAAUGUCUCACGCUACUUUACCAWGCSAUGAAAAACUACGCGAUACCAAAAGUACUAACRGACACAACKUUGAUUACCAAGCCUCGUAAGUGCUCGACAAGUCACGUCAACGCUAUAGUUACAAUUUGGGGMCCUGGAGACGAGUUAAGGUCCUCGACCCAGUGCUUCAUACCGAGUGAGAAUCGAUGGUAUAGCCUCGCUCCUAUGCURAUUCCCAGGUUUAGUCACGGCGCGGUCCAUUGUGAGGGGUUUAUCUAUACWGUAGGGGGAGUAUCGUUAAACGGUCACUUGUCGAGUAUGGARAGGUAUGAUUACAGGACUAACACGUGGUCGGGCGUGUCWCCAAUGAACAAAGAGGUAUCAGCGCUUGGUGUUGCUGAAUUGAAUGGAGUGUUGUACACGGUUGGAGGCUGGAACAGAGGGAGACCACUGAACAACGUUUCAAGAUACAAUCCACUGUCCAAUCARUGGCAGGAAGUAUCUCCGCUGACCACUAGUCGUGGAGGCCCAUGUGUCAUCGCUUCUGACUAUCUUUACGCUAUUGGCGGGAAAACAGAGAGCGAAAACGAUCGCGAUCUCUGCAUUUACCUGAACACGGUAGAAAAGUACAAUCCACGGGACAACUCGUGGAGUCCCGUCCCGCAACUAAAGACGMGACGCGCGUACGCAGGUGGAGUGUCCGUAAAUGAAAAACUCUACGUAAUUGGUGGAACGCAAGACGACUUGCUAUCAUCACACAACAGCUGUGAAGUGUUUGACACUCAAAGCCAAAUAUGGAGUUACAUUGGAAAUCUUAUAGUACCACGUGCUCUUUGUGGUGUGGUUUUCCUGGACAAACAYAUCUACGUUCUUGGUGGUAAAAAGAAUUGUAGAGAGCGUACGAGUAAAAUWGARUGCUAUGACUUUGAUAUGAAUGUYUGGAAGGUGUUAGGUUCUGUACCGAACUGCAUUGGCGGUAUUCAGUGUUGCAGUGUUACGAUGAGUAAACAAUUUGUUAAAAUGCUACCAAAAAUUUCUUGAAACUAUCUGAACCGAUUACAUCGUUAUAUGAACAGAAUGUUUCCAUAUCUUAAUAAKUAUGGCUAAGAYAYACGUUAAGAUACCGUCGAACCGCGCCUAAGGAGCUGUGGAGAUUGUCAAGUCUCAAUAGUCCGYGAUUAGCUCUGCAYGGGUCUAAUGUAUGCGUUUAAAACAAUUACGUAAACGCAUAGGAAUACGUAAAGCUUACGUGAAUAUAAAACACAAAUAUUUCAAGAUUUUUUCUAAUAAAACCAUUAUUAAUCUGUGAU